AGAGGGCACGCACACAGAGGACACUGGAAAAUGGAGAGGGGGAGCUGUGACGAAGACGCUCUAGGUUUCCAAGCUAUGCGCAGCGGCGAGAUGGAAGAACCCUAGGCGCGGCGGUGGAGCAACGGCGACGCGAGACAUUGGACGACCAUGUCGGGCGCCUUCUCUUCGCUCAAAUAUAAGAAUGUCAAGCACUGCAGUACGCAUCCCAAGUUCCUCCACAGCAACAGUACGAGCCAUCGCUGGGCUUUUGGCGCUAUUGCCGAGCUUAUUGACAAUGCCAUCGAUCCUGAUGUGAAUGCGUCGCAAUUUUGCAUUGACCUCAAGGAGUUUAACAACGAGCCUUGCCUCGUUCUCAUGGACAAUGGCUGCGGUUUGAAUCCAGAGAGACUUCAUAAAAUGCUCAGUUUUGGGCAUUCGAAAAAGCAAAUGACUCCUGGUGAUAGAUCGAUCGGGAAGCAUGGAAAUGGUUUCAAGUCGGGAACAAUGCGCUUAGGAAAGGACGUACUAGUUCUUACAAAGUGUGCUGUCAGUAUGACUACUGGCUUCCUUUCUCAGACUUUUCUGGCUGCUGUGGGAGCAGAAGACAUCCUCAUACCGCUAGUUACCUGGGAUUUGCGUGGAAAUAGAAUGAGUCCAAAGCAUGCGGACAUCGAAGAAAGCUUGCAAGCUAUAUGUACAUACUCCAUUUUUCCUGACGAAGCAAGCAUUCUUGCUCAGCUUGAUGCGAUUCCUGGAACAGGCACGAUCCUGAUCAUUUCAAAUUUACGCCGCCAUGAAGGAAUCCUUGAAAUGGACUACAAAACGGAUCCUCACGACAUAAGAAUAACAUCAGAAAUUACCAGUUCCCAUUAUCAGCAACUGCGACCCAAUCAGCCUAAUUCCACUGACGUUCCUAGUGACUACUCUCUUCGGGCCUACGUUUCAAUACUUUAUAAAGUUCCUCGUAUGCAGAUAUUUAUUCGUGACAACAAGGUGAAGACGAAGAGGGUCUCUGGACUUUUAAGUCAGAAGGUGACCGAAACUUAUAAGCCAAUGGGAGUUACUGAUCCCGUGAAAAUUGAAAUGGGUUUCAACACCGAAAACAGAAACCUGUAUGGCAUGAUGCUUUAUCACAGAAAUCGUUUAAUUAAACCUUAUAUGAGGGUUGGUAUGCAGCUUGAAGAAAAUGAAAGGGGAAUGGGUGUCCUGGGCAUAGUUGAAGCGGAUUUCUUGCACCCAACUCAUAAUAAGCAGGACUUCGACGACACAACUGCAUACCGUAGGCUGCUGAAGAAGCUUUCGGAUGUUUUGGCUGAGUACUGGUGGGAAAAGAAGGAAAGGAUCAGUUUAAGCUUACCUCAACCUGAAACUCCUACGAAGCGACCUGCGGAACCAGAAAGUGUCGAUGAGGAUGUUCCAGAUGUCGUAUGGGUGCAAUGCGAUAAUCCUAGCUGUCUCAAAUGGCGUGUGCUACCUGAGGGGACCGAUGCUGCUACUCUUCCUGAUAGCUGGUUUUGCGAAUACCAUCCUAUUGCUAAGUUUCGCAGGCACGAAGAACCAGAAGAAGAAUGGGACGCGUCUGUUCAACAUGAGAUUAUUGAAAGAAGAAAAGAACGGAAACGGGAAUACGACCGCGAGAGGAAAGAAAAAGAAGCUCAUAAGCGUCGACAACGGCUGGAAGUUAUUGUGGGGAGGGAGGAGCAAAUGGCAAUACACCGCCAGCGGGAAGCUCUCAGGAAGGAGAUGGAAGAACAAAAGGCAAAAGAUUUUGAAGCCAUUGAGCAGGAACGUAAGGCCCGGGAGGAGGAAGUCUUAAAGCUUCAAAAGGAACUCCAUGAAAUGCAAGCUAGGCGCGAUGAGAUUCAAAAGCAGCACAUCGAGCUUCUGCAUCGUUUGGAAGUUGACGGAGCGAAAAAAAGCACAGCUCCUGUCAAGAAGGAUGAGAACCAUGUGCAGUUCUCGGAGCACGAAAUGUCCCAAGUAGGAGUUUCGGGCUCCGAGGAUAUAUCAGAAGAAAGGCCUGUUGACUCCCGCAAAACCGAUGAGGCUUGCUCGGGUCAGCAAAAUGACGGACGGACUCAAUGGAAGGGGAACGAAUUGCCCAGCGAUGGCACUCAACACUUGCCCGAUCAGGUGAACAAAGACUAUCCGCAAGGGAAUCAUCAACACUAUGAGCACCGCCAGGAGACACGCCUUCUCACACCAAGUUUGGAUGGUGAACCGUAUCAGCACCGCCCAGAAACUAGUAAAGAUGACAAGCUGGUGGGAAAUGAAGACUACCAACGUCAGCAAGCUAGCUUAUUUCCCUUGCAAAAGCAGUUUGUCGUCCAUGACGACAGGCGAAACUACCAAAAUCAAGAGGAGAUCCACUUUUCAGGUGGGAGAACUGGAGAAGAAGAACGACACAACAGGCAAUAUCAAGGAGCUGACCAGCAGCUUACAGAGGAUAGAAACAAUAACGAUGAAGGCUAUGGACAUCCUCUGGAUGCUCGAUUCUCAAGCAAGCGUACCAACGAGCUGGGACAAGCUUUCCAGUGGCGGCAGCAUCCAUAUGGAAGCGACAGGCAAUACGGAGAGGACCGGCAUCCGCAAGACCACCAUAUGGGAGUUAAUCGCAUUCAGGGGUCGGAGCUUAUGGAACCUACCUCUAAUCGGUUCCAAGAUAAUCGGCAUAGCCAGCUAAAAGGAAAUGAACUUUCAAUAUCAUAUGCACCCAUACAACCGCUGCAGGAGUGUAUGCCUGGGUUUUCACCACAGUAUCCACAUGCAAAGCAGCCACCUUCAGCUCCUCAAGACCAAGUUACAGCCAAUGGACAUACUCUGGGUCCUUUGUCUUCGUUUCAACACGUCAACAUGGAAGGCGGACGCAUGUACCAGGAUGAUAGCAGAGGGUUGCUACCGAGAGGCACUCAACGGUAUCAAUCUGUACAUGGAGUUGUCGACGCCGAGAGCUUGUCCCUAUGCUCCGAUGCAAUGAUCGUUCCUCGAGCGGACACUUCAAUGUCAAGCGGAGCUUUGCAAAGACGCGAAGCUGACUCGUCGUUGAUCCUCUCACUGCAGGGACGUUUGCGGACGGCUCUCAAAACGUUACUCAAGUUAUCUGGGCCUUUGGAAACGCAAGUUGAUGCAGAUGAAAUGCUUUCCUCUGACUUGGAAGUUGUAACUAUAUGUGAAAAGGCAACGAACUAUGUUGGAAUGAGGUGGCAAGCCUAUGAGCAAGAGAUUGCAAAGUUGAAGACCGAGCUGGCUUAUACAGUACAGGCUGGACAAAAUUUUAGAAUCCGUGCCAUAGCAGGAGAACAAUGGGAUAACGGGAAUGCUACUAUCCUGAAGUGACCCUGUGCCUUCUCGUCGACGUUUUGGUAAAAUAGACAGGUAGUGUACAUGUAAAGUUCUGAUACUUUUAGACGAGACUUCGAGCGGGCCUUAGGAUUAUUGCCAUUAACUGUUGAUGACUAACUGAUUCAAAAGAAUGCCCGGGGCUCGUCAUAUUUCUCUUUGACGUAUUUUCUACAAUAAAUAUGUCGUUGUUUGCCA
This is a messenger RNA of Selaginella moellendorffii, 3516 nucleotides long. Its product is annotated as MORC family CW-type zinc finger protein 4. The record is from RefSeq and is a predicted model, not a curated record. The transcript has 27 exons. Gene Ontology annotation, molecular function: ATP hydrolysis activity; zinc ion binding. Bases 148 to 3315 code for a protein of 1055 amino acids. Gene Ontology annotation, cellular component: nucleus. Lineage: Eukaryota; Viridiplantae; Streptophyta; Lycopodiopsida; Selaginellales; Selaginellaceae.